GAUUUGAUUUACGGAUACAUAAAAUCAUUAACUGACACGAGUCUUGUCGUUUCAAAAUGAAAUGACAUAAAAGGCCUUUUAGCUGUCAUCCGGUAUUUCGGUCACCGUUCAUACCUAUUUCAUCAUGCCAUUAUUUUCUCUCUCUCUCUCUUGUCUGUGGCGAUGCAGAUUAGGUUUGUAGCAGAUCCGAACAGAUAACGCGAUAACCAGAAUCUAAGCUAUCUGCCUGUCUCCGCUUAAUAUGAAGGUAGAGAAGGUUCGAAACCCUCUCUCCACCAUUUUUAUCAGAUUGAUUUCUGAUGCACUCAUGUGGCAAUAGUUACCUCAUAUAUUCUUUAUUGGGCAGCUACUAUCUCGAGAGCAUUGAAAAAUUUAUUGAACUAUAAUCUUGAAGCACUUUUUGGUAGGAUGGCAUUUUCAAAAGGCAGAAUUGAGUUAUUUAAGAAAAGGGCAUUCUCUCAAAAUUGAGGCGAAUUGAAGGCAAUCUUUCUGAUGGUUAAAUGGUACUAAGAAAGCAGAUUGGGAUUGUUGUACAUCCUUCAGUGCUUAUUAACUGAAACAAACUUCAGGGCAUGCGGUUCCCAAGGAUCUUUUCAAUGGCAUGGAGGGAAGUUCUAUAUUCUAUGUUUUUCCUUGUCAGUCUGGCUGAGUCUUCUAGUCGAUCGGCAAAACUGUGGUCACUUAACUUGGGGACUGAGUCAAACACAUCGUACAGCUGGCCAAUCCUCAGUGCAGCUAUUUUUGUAGUUGUCGCACUUGCACUUUCCUUGUUUCUCAUAUUUGAACAUAUAGCUGCAUACAAUCAGCCUGAGGAACAAAAGUUUUUAAUUGGACUCGUUUUGAUGGUUCCCGUUUAUGCUUUGGAAUCAUUCCUUUCAUUAUUAAAUUCAAAUGUUGCAUUUGUCUGUGAGAUAAUGCGAGACUGUUAUGAGGCUUUUGCUCUGUAUUGCUUUGAGAGGUAUCUGAUAGCUUGCUUAGGUGGUGAGGAAAAUACAAUUAUCUUCAUGGAAACUCAGAGUCAAAUCACUUUCACUUCACCUCUUCUGGAAGAUGCAUAUUUUGAUGGGGUUGUGGAACAUCCAUUCCCACUGAAUUACUUGUUAAGGCACUGGUAUCUUGGUCCUGAUUUCUACCAUGCAGUAAAAAUUGGCAUUGUCCAAUAUAUGAUAUUGAAAAUGAUCUGUGCACUGCUAGCAAUAAUUUUCGAAUUCUUUGGGGUUUAUGGAGAAGGGAAAUUUGACUGGAGAUAUGGCUAUCCAUAUCUGGCUGUUGUUCUAAAUUUCAGUCAGACAUGGGCUUUGUAUUGCCUUGUACAGUUCUACACUGUCACUAAAGAUAAGCUAGAACCGAUAAAACCUCUGGCUAAGUUUCUGGUGUUCAAGUCAAUUGUAUUUCUAACAUGGUGGCAAGGUGUUGCUGUUGCAUUGCUCUUCUCAAUGGGAGUUUUGAGAGGGUCUCUGGCUAAAGAGUUGAAAACACGUAUUCAGGACUAUAUCAUCUGCAUCGAGAUGGGAAUUGCUGCUGUUGUGCACCUCUAUGUCUUCCCAGCUAAGCCUUAUGAAUGUGGAGAAAGAUCUGUAAGUAAUAUAGCUGUGAUGGAUGACUAUGCAUCACUAGGAACAUCUCCAGAUCCAGAAGAGGUUCUAGACUGUGUAAGGCCUACUAGGAUGCGCCUUUCUCGGAGUGAUGAGAGACAAAAGCGACUGAACUUCCACCAGAGUGUUCGUGAUGUGGUUGUGGGAAGUGGUGAAAUUAUUGUUGAUGACAUGAAGUACACCGUUUCCCACGUGGUAGAGCCCGUGGAACGUGGCAUUGCAAAAAUAAAUAAAACCUUCCAUCGGAUAUCUGAAAAUGUGAAGCAGCAUGAGCAGCAAAAGAGGAAGUCGAAGGAUGACAGUCAUGUUAUUCCCUUGAAUUCAUGGUCAACAGAAUUCUCAGAAGCUCAUGAGCAGGGAAGCAUCAGUGACAGUGGUCUUGCCAAAAGGAAACACCAUCGACCACCCAAGAGCCAGAGGCCCACAGCUUCUCAAGUCAGAUAAGCAGAUGGUUCCCCCAAGACGUAGCCUUUAUCUAAAAUCCAACAGCAGGGGUUAGAUUGGAAGGAACCAUCACAUACCUCACAAGAUCAGCAUACUCUCUACAAGUUGAAGCAGUUAGAAUGGAAAAAUGACUACAAGCGUUUUUUAGCUGGAUAGAACACAUGGAGUUUCUUUGUCUUGUACAGCAGUUAACAAAUAUGACGUUAAUUCUGCUGCAGAGUCGGAACUUUAUUUUAGAAAAAGGGGAGGACUCUCCGGUUAGAAUAGGUAUUCUGAUUUACUGUACCUUUUUUUUUUUUUUGUUGUAGCGGACAAUAAACAGAUACUAUGAUGCUAGUGUAAAACUAAUAACCUUAAGUAUUAAAGGCUUGACAUAUUUCGUGUAAUAUUAAAAGCUGGUGCAACUGUACAUUUGGGUGUAAUUUUAGAACUACACCUCAAAACAUAUACAACUUGUGUGUGUGCUCUGUCGAGUUUUAUA
Nelumbo nucifera (sacred lotus) is the source of this 2520-nucleotide messenger RNA. The record is from RefSeq and is a predicted model, not a curated record. NCBI's taxonomy places the organism in Eukaryota, Viridiplantae, Streptophyta, Magnoliopsida, Proteales, Nelumbonaceae.